Prorocentrum cordatum is the source of this 2436-nucleotide messenger RNA. The record is from the annotation of a GenBank genome assembly. NCBI's taxonomy places the organism in Eukaryota, Dinophyceae, Prorocentrales, Prorocentraceae.
AUGCUGGAGUGGGCCCUGUCCUGGACUUCUGUGGCCCACUUCACAUACACCGUGGCGCGCGACGCGGUGAUCCCGACCAGGUGCGAGAGCGUUUGGCCGUCUCUCCCGGCGGCAGCGGACGUUUGUGAGCGGGUGCUCGAGAUCUCGAGGGAGGCGGGUUCCAUUACCAUCGCCGCGUGCUGUCCCAUCGUCGGGGUCACGGACGGGGACGUCUACGAGGAGGAGUGCAAUGGGGUGGAGGUCCAGCCGCUCGCGAGGAACGGAGUCUUCACGGGGCCUCAGCGCGCCAACGCCUGGAUCGUCACGAUGCGGGGGCAGCCCCGCGGGAUCGCUGAGAUCUUUGGGGUCGCCGAGGUGCAUGGUGUCCCUGGUGCUGCAGGCUCGUACUGGCGCGUAGCUGACCCGCCGUCAGACUCGUUCGACAGACUCGCCACGGCGGCGGAGCUUACAUACUCAACGCAGGAUCGCGACGACGGGGUGAAGGUGGCGAGGUCCCCGUUGCUGAACGGGGUGACGGAGCUCGAGGAUCUCGUGAAGAAGGGCUCCGACGAGGACGAGUGGCUUGCUCGGAAGUGUCCUGGCCUUGCUGGCGGUGCCUCUGGAGACCUUCGGCUUCUUGGUCAUUUCCAGAACUCGGCCAAGAAGAGGGCUCCCACGCUGCAGAGGGCCAUGGAGAUCGCGACGCCGAAGGCCUCUGCGGACUGGCCGCGUCCAGGGCCCAAGGCGACGCGGGUGUUCCUCGCGUCUGUCUUCGAGAAUGGCGGCGAGUUGCAGGUGUGGCUCAACGCGUUCAUGAGGAAGUCCGGGGGCCUCUGCGGGAUCGCCCAUGACCAAGUGGACCCUGCCAAUCUCGACUUCGCCGAGCAGGCGGUGCGGGGGGUCCACGAAAUUCAGGAGACCAUCGGAAGGAACCCGAAGCACCUCGUCUUCAGUGGCCCAGACAUCGGCACGAUCGGCUCGAGCAACGAGAUCCGCGGCGCCCGCCGGCGUGGCUGCACUCAGCGGCUCAGCGGGGAUCAGCAGGAGAAGGCCAAGGCGACGGAGGCGCGGCGGAAGCGGCGCGGGGGGCAGGCGGCAGAACGUCGCCGCACCGCCGACCGCGAUCCUCUACCGAAGGCCAAUGGUGAAGCGAUGGCCUUUCCCGCCGGCUGGCAGGCGGGGCAUGGGCGACGCCUCGCAGGCGGCGCGCAGCCUGAAUGCCCUGGCUGUGUCGAUGCCGUCUUCGAUCCGCGCCGUGGGCGCUUGGUUUGGGACUUCGCCCGCGUCGACGCCAUGUCCGCUGCGGCGGGCCGCUCGCGCGACUUCGCGGCCAGCUUCGGGCCGUUCGCACAAGGCACGGCGGCGCCGACGCCCGCCGUCGACUGGCCGCCGCUCGAAGAGGCGGCUUUCUCGCCAGAUCCCGGGAAGCACCUCGCCCGCUGGCCGCCCGGGAUCGAUGCCUGGGACGAGGGGCACCCCGCAUUCAGGACUCGGCUGAUUGUCGACACCUUGGCGCCCGACUGUCAUCGCCGACCGCCUCCCAUGGCCAAGCGCGGGGGGGCGGGGGCCCCGGCGCAGCUCAACGGCUGGCAAGACCAGGGCGGGCUGGCCGCCCUCGGCCAGGGGCGCGGACCACUCGCGGGGGUGCCCGCGCUGUCCGCCCAGGUCGGCGACGUCGAGGGCGCGUGCUGCGAUUUCUCUGUCGAGUCGAUGGCGGAGUGGUUCGGCCUCGAUGCCGGCUUCGCGCUGCACGAGGAGGGCGGCGACGAGAUGCUAGUCGAGAGCGCGGGCAUCGCGAUGGACAGGCGGAGGCGCGGCAUCCGUCGCAAGGGUGGGCGAGCUGGGCUGCCGCACCUCGGAAAGCAUUUGUCGUUCCUCAAGUUGCGCUGGGUGACGGGCGUCGCGGUGCGCGUCGUGCUCGGGCGUUGCAUUCUCUACCUGGCACUCCUAGGGGCCAGCGAUGCGGGCCUCAGGGCGGCCGCGCCGUUUGAUUUCCAGGAGGGGCCGGAUUUCGACCCCGCGAAGCGCAGGUCUCAGGGCGCGGUGGCCAAGUGGAUCCAGACGGGUCGGAUAUGGCAUCUACAUAUCUGGGGCCACCUGUACACCCUGGCCCCCGGCAAGCGGGCCUUCGAGAAGACGCUCGGGCCGGCGCCCAGCGCCCGGACUCCGAACCGGCGGGCCUACGCCGAGGGCAUUGAUAGGUCAUCGCUUUCGCUAGCCGCGGCGGGCUUGCCCAUGGCGCGCGAGGCCCUCGAGCGCCGCGUGGAGCAGUUGCAUCUGGGCGGGCAGCCGCGGUCUGCAGCGCGCCCCGCCAUGCGCGGCCACGCCUGGCGCCGCCCUGAGAUACUUCGCAAGGACUGGAGGUUCUAUGUCAGAAGCCGCGCGGCGCUGGCUGAGAGGCGGGACCUCGAGCCGGGCGGGGCGCGCGACCUUUGCCACCGGGAGCUGGCCUGCUAG